Molecule: messenger RNA, 1170 nt
Organism: Stylonychia lemnae
Lineage: Eukaryota; Ciliophora; Spirotrichea; Sporadotrichida; Oxytrichidae
Source: the annotation of a GenBank genome assembly
AUGAUAUAAUAAUUCAUUGACAGAGAUUAAAGAAUCAAAUAUGUUUAGGCAGAUCUGACAAAGAGAGAUCCAAUUGAACACAGAAAUGAUGCUCUCAAGUUAAUAUAGGGAGAUUAUUUUGGGUUCCAAGAAGUUGAUACUAUCAGCACUAAAAAUAGAUUGGAGGACUAGGUAUAAUUUUUAUAGGAGCAUCCUGAGGUAGAAAUUAUUGGAUCAGGUUAUGCCAUUGAUAGAUAAAAUGGAAAAGUUAAAAACCACACUAAAAAUUACUUGAUGGAUUAAGAACUGAUCAGAUUUUCAAUGAUUUUUUCAAAUAUCCUACCCUAAAGCACUAUUAUGGCUAGAUCUCAUCUUGUCAAUGAGACUUAAAGGUUUAAAUACCCAUUGGACUUAGAGGAGGGCGAUGUCUCUUAUGAAAUGUACCUAAGAAUGAUAUUUCCUGAACUUGAUAAUAUGACAUCUACGCAGUUUGCUGUGCUACCUGAGAUACUCGUAGUCCAUCCGGAAAUAGUUGAUGAGGAAAUGAUGGAAAGAAUGAUAAGCGAGCAGAUGUCAAUAAGCCCCAUUGAUGAGCCAAGAUCAGAUAAGAAAAUAGGUAAAAGCACUGAUAAUGAAGAAGAGACAUAAAUAAUUGAUUCUCCUCUAGAUUUAGAUGAAAUCAAACUUAUGCAGAAAAAGAAAUUUUUGAAACCUAAAUAGCUUUAAGUGUUCAGACAAUACUUAAAAGAUUUAUUAGAUGUUUUUCCUGUUGAAGAUGAGGUAUUAGAUACAGUAAGCUGUUUGUUUAAAAUGAGGAAAGAUUGUGAUGAGGACUACAUAAAAGAAAGUUUUGAUUUCAUGGACUUAAUGGGUGAUUGGCUCAAGGAUUAGGUUCAACCCACAAAUAACACUACAACAAUGGAUCAAGAAGAUUAAAAAUUAAGAGAGGAGAGUGAUAAACAAAUGGAUAGCAGGCUCAGAAUUGUAAAGUAAAUAGAAAUGUUUUCUAAAUACGGAGAAUCCAAGAAAAAAAGAGCUACAAAGAAAGAGAGAGAAGAGAUGAUGAAAAAAUAGAAGGAUGCAGUAAAUAAGUUUCAGGCAUUGAAAUAAAAGCAAUCUGAAUCUAAAGAUUCCCUUUCUGAUGAAAAAGAAAAAGAGAGCAUUCAUAAUUAUGAGAGAAAAGAUUUAUGA